UAUUAGUUUUAUAAACAAAAACAAAUACUACAAAUUUCAUAAGAUACACUCAUCUUUUAAGCAGACCCUGUAGUUUCACUUCAGCGCCUCCACCUCAUUCUCUCAUAUCACUUCCCCUCUCUCCGACGUAGUUUUGCUUCCCGAUUAGGGCUUUUCUCCGCCGCGCUUCGCAAUCUCCAAUCACCGAUUCCAUGGGCUCCGAAGAAAUCGAGUGGCCCGCGAAUCGAGUUCGCGACACUUUUAUCAAGUUUUUCGAAGAUAAGCAGCAUGUUAAUUGGAAAUCAAGCCCUGUUGUUCCUCACAAUGAUCCUACUCUGCUCUUCGCUAACGCAGGGAUGAAUCAAUACAAGCCUAUCUUUUUAGGAACUGCUGAUCCCAACACUCAGCUGAGUAAGCUAACACGUGCUUGCAAUACACAGAAGUGUAUAAGAGCGGGUGGGAAACAUAAUGAUUUGGAUGAUGUUCGUAAAGAUACUUAUCACCACACUUUCUUUGAGAUGCUUGGUAAUUGCUCCUCUCGUGGGCAUGGGAGCUUCUCACCAAGGUGUACAAAUUACCUGAAGAUCGAAUUUAUGCUACCUAUUUUGGUGGUGAUGAAAAGUCUGGCCUUGACCCUGAUACUGAAGCUAAGGCUUUGUGGCUCAAAUAUCUUCCAAAGAAACGCGUAUUGCCAUUUGGUUGUAAGAAUGACAGUAGAUGACAAAAUUGAUGGUGAAAAAGAGCAGUUCCCUGUGGGCAUGAGAGUUCUUGCUGUUGAUGAUGACCCCACUUGUCUUAGACUCUUGGAUACUUUGCUCAGGCGCUGCCAGUACAAUGUAACGACCACGAGUCAAGCAGUAGUGGCAUUGCAGAUGUUAAGGGAAAACAAGGACAAGUUUGACUUAGUUAUCAGUGAUGUCCAUAUGCCUGACAUGGACGGUUUCAAGAGUAUUUUAAUAUCACAUUUUUUCCUUUUAUUUUCUAUUAACGAAAAUCAGCCUUGACCAUGAACACGAAAUGUGCAUCCACUAUAUUGAGGUAUCCAAACCCUAGAUAUUCGAAUAUAGGGGCAAAAUUAGCUUCAUCGUCAGUCUACAAAGGUAAUAGUGCUUAUUGCUCCUUCUGUUUCCCCGAUUCUUUGUAUCUCUUAUUGUAUCUAUCCACGUAUUUGUGAAAUUGAAAUUCAUACAGAUCUUAUAUGUAUAUGCUUGCGCGUUGUUAGAGAUCUUAUUAUUAGGUAUCUUGUCACUAUUUGAUGCUUCUAAUUCACAAAUUCUUAGUCACUUUACUUGGACGGCGGACGAUUACAAUUUAUUUGGCUGUAAGACAGGUUUGUUUAUCGAUAAUUUCGGUACAUAAUUUUACAGUAUAUUGAUAAGCGGAUUUGUCUUUUUUCUUUUUUAUACGUUUUAAUAUGAUAGUUUGGUUUUAUAGAGUAGAAGAGGAUGUUAUAUUUAUAAUAGUUUUUGAUAAAGGGGACAAAGUGUAUUAACUAAUUUGUUUUUUGUUGCAGUGUUAUGUCAUCUGUUUCGAGUAGUUUAAAUUCGUGUCUGCGUUAAACCAAUGAAGGCCUUAAAACUGCUCAAACACACAACCUCCGUCCAAGGUCCUGCAUCUGAGGAAUUUUCCAUGAGAGUGCACUGAGGAGGAACUGAUUGAACUUGGUAAACCAUUUGGUAAAGUUGUCAACACCAAGUGUAAUAUUGGAGCCAACCGAAACCAAGCUUUUAUUGAAUUUGCUGAAGCGGCUCAGGUCCGAGGGAAAACUUUCUACCUACAGUAUUCCAAUAGGCAAGAAAUAGUGAACUACAAAACUACUGCAGAUGUUGUUGGAAAUGUGCUGGAGAUGUUGCAGAUCGCCGAGAGCUUAGUAGCUGAACGCAAAAUACAAACAAAGAGGCGAAUAAAAAACUGAAAGAGUCAAUUUGUAUGGAUAAGUUCAUUCCAAAGCUGGGUGUCUUUAAGUCAAGGGUGCAGUGCCCUCUGGAGGAGGUGAAUGAACUCAUGAAAGUUGAUCAAGUGCUCGAGUUUAUGGCUUUUGUUGGGCCUGGUAUCUCAAAAAUUGCUAAGGCUGAUGUUUAGUGGUAGUCCUGCAUGCUAUUAUAUAUAUGUAUGGUUAAGGGGUAGUAUUUGAGGUCUCAGUUUCUCUUUCUCAGUAGUUUGUAUGGUAUUUUGUUUGCUUGGUCUUCCCAAUUGGUUGGGGUUCUUUUCGUUGUGACCUUUGCAAGAUUAUAUGAGAUUUACGGAAUUACGGUACUUUAUUUUUUUA
This is a messenger RNA of Daucus carota subsp. sativus, 2248 nucleotides long. RefSeq names its product alanine--tRNA ligase-like. Gene Ontology annotation, molecular function: nucleic acid binding; aminoacyl-tRNA deacylase activity; alanine-tRNA ligase activity. Gene Ontology annotation, cellular component: chloroplast; mitochondrion. NCBI's taxonomy places the organism in Eukaryota, Viridiplantae, Streptophyta, Magnoliopsida, Apiales, Apiaceae. Gene Ontology annotation, biological process: phosphorelay signal transduction system; alanyl-tRNA aminoacylation. The transcript has 8 exons. The coding region runs from base 192 to 983 and encodes 263 amino acids. The record is from RefSeq and is a predicted model, not a curated record.